GAAACACGCAAAUUACACCGCACGAGCACAGACAACAGACAGGACAACCAACCCACAAUGCCAUAGCAUCAUCGUCGACAUCUGUAGGAGCGGCAAGAGCGCUAACAGAAACAUCAGCAGCACCAGGACCAGCAUCAGUGCCAUUGCCAGUACCAGUACCAGCCAGCAACCAGCAUCAGUAGUAACGUAGCAAAAAAGACACGAGAACUAUCCCAAGAAUUCCAGCACAUCACUGUGUCGCAUGUCGAGACUGAGUCAAAUGCCGUCAGUCCUUAAAUUACUUCAGUACGAAUUGAAGCUGUCAACGGGAUCGUGUGUGCACGUGCUCCUACUUCUGCUCGUAACGUGCUGCUGAUACGCCAAUAAGAACUGAAAAUACGUAAAUUUGUUCGUUCGCUCGCUGGCUCGCUCGCCACAUUGACACUUCGUACAUUCGUUGUUUGAUUUCUUUGGGAGCGCCUUUCCGAUGGUGUGUGAGUGUGUAUACGUGAAUGUUUGAACUUGCAUGAGAGUGUGUGUAUGUGUGUGGUGUCGACUGUUGUUCCUUUUACUGGUUCCGGUGCGUUUAUGACGUCCAAUAUGACACGGCUGAUGAUGUUGAUGAAGACGAUGAUGACACGGUAACGGCGUCCACGAUGUAUGAGUUUCGUAUUUGUGAUUUACGUUAUGUUUACACUUAGGUCAAAUCUGUAAGCCUUUCCUUCAAUGCGACAGAAUCGAACAAAACAAGAAAAAAUAGAAAUAAACACACUCAGCAAAGAACAACAACAGACAAACAAAUAAUAAAAAAAAAAUGUUAACACAAAAGAACUGAAAAAAAGGAAUAAACAAAACAAGAAAGUAAAUAAAACAAAAAAGUGGCGCACAUGGAUGGAAAUAAACGCAAAUUCACAGAAAAACUGAGGAAUAAAAUUUAACACAUUUCAUGGUACAGCCAGCGGAAAAACGAAAUGAAAAGUGUCAGUGAAAACGAAUCUUGUGAAAAUAUAAACUGAGCCAACAGUCGUACCAAGCCAACGACACACAACACCAACAAAAACAGCAAAUCCAUAUGAAUCGAAGAAACUGGUUUCAACUACAAAAUAUGAUUAUACUUUACAUUUAUCAUAGAAACGCGUACACUUCUUGCCACCAUCGCAUCAUUUAUAGUCGUGGGCUGGUGCCCGCCCCAUCACUGCUUCGCCACCCCAAACCAAAGAAAGCAAAAACGUCUUGUGCUGCUGCCGCUGCUUCAGCUAUACCAUAAGCUCGAGUCAAGGAAACCACAAGUUAAGGAGAACGCCAUUUUAACGGGUUUCCUGCAAAAUAUAUAUCUCAUACUAAUGCCGUAUUUCACGCAUUUCCGGUUUGUUUUCACACAGUGCACUGCAGCGAAGGAAUAGAAAAACGUGAAUACAAGAUAUCCGGACGAACGCGAAACUUUACCACGAUUUACCAGCAACGCCAACCGAACUGAUACAGCCUUCAUCCACAAAUGGUAAAAUCCUCUUCCCUAGCCAUCCAAUCUCUUCUUGUGUGCGAUAUUUGUAUAAAUACUUUAACGAUUGUCGGCGAAAAAAAAACCAAACGGACGACGCAUCUGACUGCGAAAACCCGUAAAAAAGAAGAAGAAAUAAAAACAAAAAUAUAAAACUUAAAUCAACCAAUCUGCUUGGCACACAUACACUUACUUACACACGUGAAAACUCUGCCACAUUGUCUGUGAAGGCAAUGAAUUGAAUUUGCAAAAAGUUAAACUUCACAGAAUACCUUGAGGAAGAAAUCACAGUUGACUGAACGUUGCCGGGGAUUAAACGAGGAAUACGAAAAAUCUCAUCACAAUCGCCAUCAUCAUCAUCAUGGACAGCAUCCAUAUAUUCCUCAUGGUGAUUCUUACAAUUGAUGUACACCUGAAUCAUGCACUGUACCUUACAAAUCUAUCCGUCCCUCGCAUAAUUGAUGCAUCACAAAAAGCGAAGCUCUUCUGCAGCUACAGCAUUGGAAACAAUACGCUCAACUCGGUUAAAUGGUACAAAGACGGCCAAGAGUUUUUUAGAUAUUCGCCGCUAACUCCACCGACUAGAAAUUGGUUUCCUGUUAAAGGAGUUUCAAUUGCUGCCGGCUCCUCUCACUGCAAUCAAUUCAUUUGUGAGGUAGAAUUGGAGAAACUAAGUCCACAGUCCUCCGGAUCAUAUCGCUGUGAAGUCUCUGGUGAUUCACCAGAAUUCAAAUUAAUUGGAGAAUCGUCAAAUAUGACCGUGGGUGUUUUGCCGAAAUUUGAUCCAUUUAUCAGCGGUCUACAGCAUACCUACAGAUACCAUGAUUACAUCCAGUUGAAUUGCAGUUCGGAGGGGUCAAAUCCUCCGGCAGCACUUACGUGGUACAUCAACAACAAAACGGCUGCCGUUAAAUCCGUAAAACCACAAAUCAACGAAAUAUCUCGAACGUCGGAUGGUUUCCAGUUAUAUUCCAGUAAUCUGCAAUUACUCAUAAACAUAGAUGACUCGCGUUUCAUAACGAAAAGUGAGGUUUUGGAACUGAAAUGCGUGGCCGACAUUCUGGGCAUACCGAGUGCGCGGCGUGAAACGAAAGUGAGAGCCACAAUUCUUGCACUGGCCGAUGCCAGCCACAAGCAACGACUGCAAGGCCCAAAUAGCUCAGCCAACAGCGUUCAAUAUGAUGGAAUGCCGGCACGUAAUGUAUUCAUUGCAGUGUGGACAUCAUCAGCGUUAAUAUCGAAAACGGGUGUGUGGCGCCUAAUUUACGACCUCAUGGCAAUGAUUCUGGCAAAUCGGAGUCAGGGUGCUGCCACGCACUGUGUGAGUUAGCUGCUCCCCGUUUGUCUUGUAGAUGCCUUGGGAUCCAGUCAUAAUACCAAACUAUUUAAGUUAACAUAUAAGGAGGGAUUAGUCGAAUAAGUGAUUUACCUUUACGAGAGCAUUCCAGUGUCCAUGAUAACGAAAACCCGCAGGAGAUUCGAGUGCAGGGAUGUCUGUCUGCAUGAUGACGAUUGUCGUGGAUGAUGUAUUUUGUGUAAGAAUCCAAGUGAAAUAAAUAAAGAUUAACAUACCGAUAUACAAAUUAAAUGUAUCCAUUAUUUGCACAUUAUUAGCAGUUAAGGAAUUGGGGCAGACUUUUGGAAACUUCCAGGUAAGACGAAAGCAAGCAUUUGCAUGAACUGAUGAAUUGGCAGAAUGACUGGCUACUUUAAUAAUUACUCUCGAAAUGCAUAUUCGAUGGAAAUUGAAAUUGAUUUUCUGUUUAUUGAACAAUUAAAAUAAAUUAAUUAAUUUAUAAUCUUCUUAUCGUGCCAUAA
This is a messenger RNA of Musca domestica (house fly), 3295 nucleotides long. RefSeq lists its product as uncharacterized. The record is from RefSeq and is a predicted model, not a curated record. NCBI's taxonomy places the organism in Eukaryota, Metazoa, Arthropoda, Insecta, Diptera, Muscidae. The coding region runs from base 1839 to 2807 and encodes 322 amino acids. The transcript has 7 exons.